AUGAUGAUCACUAGUGUGAUUGGCAAGUCACUGCGCAACGCCUGUUGCAGAAGCGCGGAACUUUGCUUUACGGAAUGCAGCAGGAGAGUGUACAAGGCAAUUCCGACGCCCUCAGACUACGAGCCGAUGGCCACCUUUUGCUACUACUCGGGAAUACACAACCACAGGGAAUUCCACCUGCUGAUCAACAUAUCGGACAUAGAGGGUGAUUUCCUCAAAAGGCAGUGCUGUAUUGAGCUCGAAGUGGGCGAAUUCAGGGUCCCGGCCACAGCCAUCCCCGUCUCCAAGGAGGGUUCGCUCAAGAACAUACUGUGCAGAGCCUCUGUGCGCGUGCGAAUGUGCGACUCGAAGCUGCACCUGAACGUCUACAGGAAGCAGGUGCUGACGAGGCUGCUCGUUUCCAAGCUCACGCUCGACGUGGACAGGGACAUAAUCGGAAAGAAGUUCCCUCAAAACUCAUGGUAUACUCUGUACGAUAAAUCGACUAAACUGGGAAGGGUCAAGAUGUCUUUCUACAAGGUCAACAAUUCUCUAAAUGUGAUCGACAACGUGGUGUUGCAGCAGGCGAUUCUGUGUGCUAACGACUACAUCAAUUCAGGAGCUGAGUUUAAAAUAAACAUUCUGCACCCAGACAUCAUGCUGCAAGCUGAGAAACUGGUGCUGCUGUCGUUCUCACUCGAGGGGCCUUUAAUCGCAAAAGAAGGCUACGCAUCGCAAAUGCGUUAUUUUAAAACAUACCAGAAGGCGGGAAAAUGGUAUUGGAGUUUUUGGAACUCUAAACCCGAGUGCAGAGCAAACAGAAGGCCUCAGGGAUCGGUAUACUUGCUGAGCAUAAGUACAAUUCUGAAACAUCCGACUGAUUACACAGUAUUUUAUGUAAAAUAUUACACAAAGGACGGGCCUCGUAACCUGUUUUUUAAAACAGUAGAUAGGAGUAGGGACAUCUGGACGGAUUCGCUCUAUAUGUUCAUUCAUUCGAUGAGGGACUACAUAGAACAUUUUGACGAUCUGAGCUCCUUAAACGACAUUUUAAAUUAA
Theileria orientalis strain Shintoku is the source of this 1038-nucleotide messenger RNA. RefSeq lists its product as hypothetical. NCBI's taxonomy places the organism in Eukaryota, Apicomplexa, Aconoidasida, Piroplasmida, Theileriidae. The record is from RefSeq and is a predicted model, not a curated record. The coding region runs from base 1 to 1038 and encodes 345 amino acids. The transcript is spliced from 8 exons.